AUGGAGGUUUCCCCCUCCGGCUGCUCCAGGUUCCGCAUCGACUCGCUGCUCUGCCUCAGGCCGCCCAGCGCGCUCCUCUCCCGGGGAAACUCCGCCGGGGAGAGCCGCUCACCCCCGGAGCUCAGCCCGCGCUCAGACCAGGACAGCAGCGGCUGCUCGUCGCCUCCGUCCCCGCGGAGAGAGCCUGUUCCCCGUGUAGAGUCUCCUCUCCAUCCCGGGCAACUGGUCCAGCCCCGGGCCGUCAACUCGUCCUUCCUCAUCCGGGAUAUCCUGGCGGACUGCCGGCCUCUGGUGGACUGUGAGUCCUACCCUGACCCGGGUCAGAAUAAGGCUUUGGACUACAUGGACAAAACCCACAGCAACUCCUCCUCUGACAGCGAAUCCAGAGGUGAGAUGGAGAAAAUUAAAAAAAUAAGAAAUUGCCGGGACGCGAGCGGCGGCCGGCUGAAGAAGCCUCGUAAAGCUCGCACGGCCUUCAGCGAGCAGCAGCUGGCCCGCCUGGAGAGCAGCUUCAGCCGCCAGAAGUACCUGAGCGUCCAGGACCGGAUGGAGCUCGCAGCCGCACUGCACCUGAGCGACACACAGGUCAAGACCUGGUACCAGAACCGCAGGACCAAGUGGAAGCGUCAGUCGGCCGUGGGACUGGAGCUGCUGGCCGAGGCCGGCAGGAUGUUCCCUCCGGCUCACUUCCUGUACCCCCCCGCCCCCCCGGGCCUGGACCUGUACCUGUACCGAGGCCCCGCCCCCCUGCCGCCCCACCGGCCCCUGCUGCCCCGCCUCCUGAUCCACAGCGAGCUGCCUCGCCCUGUCCCGCACCCCCGCUGA
Molecule: messenger RNA, 825 nt
Organism: Myripristis murdjan (pinecone soldierfish)
Lineage: Eukaryota; Metazoa; Chordata; Actinopteri; Holocentriformes; Holocentridae
Product: barH-like 1 homeobox protein
Exons: 5
Coding region: 1-825 (274 amino acids)
Biological process (GO): regulation of DNA-templated transcription
Molecular function (GO): DNA-binding transcription factor activity, RNA polymerase II-specific; DNA binding
Source: RefSeq, a predicted model, not a curated record